Messenger RNA from Meloidogyne enterolobii, 291 nucleotides. NCBI's taxonomy places the organism in Eukaryota, Metazoa, Nematoda, Chromadorea, Rhabditida, Meloidogynidae. The record is from the annotation of a GenBank genome assembly.
AUGGCCCCUUUCAAUCAACAAAAAUUACUAUAUAUAUUAUAUUUUUUCAGUUUUUCAACACUCGUUUUCACACUUGUUUUACUCCUUUUGCCUUCAAAUUUGCCAUCAAGGCCAAUUUUAGAAUGUUUUGGUUUAACAACACUAAUCCAUAUAGCAAUAGCUUUAUUUGCUUGGAUAACUUGUAUUGAAAUAAAAGUGGCAAAAAAUGAAUUAAAAAAUAAAUAUGACGAUGACGUUAGUGAAGAAAAUAGAAAUUUUAGUGAUAAUAGUACUAUCCCCUAUUCUCUUUGA